AGCUACAUUUUGUUUGCAGGCGUUCAGCCCAGGAUGGGAAAUAGCCUGACCGUUGUUCAAAGCACCUUUGUUUUGAUAAGUGGGCUAUGUGUUACUCUGCAGAACCUCGUUGAUGAAAACUAAAACUAUAAAUGAUGGUUACAAUGUUCAUCCAUUGUCUAUGUAAAACCCACUGGCGGGACGCCAUUAAGUUUGUAGUCUCGUUUUGCUUUGUUACAUAAAAAAAAUACACACAACUAUCGAAACACAAGUUACUAUUUUUAUUUAUUUAUUACUUCGGUAAAAUCGAAGCGUGUUAAUGUAGUUGGCUCCCCCUAACUGGUAACGUUGUCCAUCUAACGGUUAGAGUCUACCGUCAGACUGAUCAGGUAACUGCCUUUCAGUCAUCACUCUGGGCAUAACGUAGCCCUUUUCUCAUCCAAAGGUCGCGAGCAGUAGGCGCGGGACCUUUUUGUUGGUUACCGCGGCAACGUCAAACCGAUAAACUGCAGCAGAGCAACUUGCCGUUAGUAGUUCAAGCUAACGUUACUGGGAACCGUAAAGUGAUGUCGACAACGUUUGAAGUCGCGCGUUAAUUACAAAGUAAUUUAUGAUUUUCAGUAUCGCAAUGUUAACUAACUGAAGAACAUGGCCCACAACGACGUACGAGUGCAGUGGAUCCAAGAGUGCGUCUCAGCCGGGUUCAACAUAGCGGACGGUUCCAACUGUUUCCGCGAACUAUUCGACCGGGGAGAUGGAGAGGAAGAGGAGAAGAUCACCAGCUUUUUGAACUUUGUCUCUGAGGAAGACUCGAGCUCAUGUCUUCUGUUUUUCAAAACUAUCAGAGAGGAAGAAAUUGAAGUUGAAACGUUCACAACCACAGAAAGGAGGAGAGAUGGAGACUCUUCCGAUCCUGACAAGGAGUCCAGGACUCAAAGUGGACCAGAGAAGACCUCAGGCAGUGAACAGAGUCCCACACAUGUUCAAGUGGUCUAUCACAUUGAGCUUCAUGUGGCAGUAAACGAAUACCCAGAGAGAUUUCUGAAAUCCACCGUGUUCUACUUCAUGAGGAACACAAAGGAGACCGUUCAUGAACCAAAGGACAUGAAAGAGGCCAUUAAGCUGAUGCCCAGGCUAUUUGACAUUGGUAAGGAUAAUGGACAGUCCCUUUCUGCGCUGCGGAACAAACUUGCCCAUGUGUAUAUUCCCUUGAUUACUGCCCACCAGAUGAAGAUAACUGGUGCAGGUUAUGAAAGCAGGGCAGUUUCUCCUCGGGGGGAAACCAGUGGAGCGAAAGAAGAGAAGAGUCCAGUGAAGUCAAGCGGGCAACUCACGACUCGUGACGAGUUGCUCAAUAGGUUGUACAAGUAUUCGGCCAUGGUCCAGACAACUAUCCAACGCCUUCAGAUACAAGAUGAGAAUAGACUGGACAUCCCUGAGCUCGACCUGGAGCCGGAGGUGGAUGUACUGCUAUCUAAUCCAGAGAUGGUAGAGAAGCUGGAGCAGUGUGCGAUGAACUGGCAGACUCAGAUUACCAUUGUUAUUGAGUUGCAGCAAAACAAAGAGCCACAGGGCCCUGGCCCUUUGGCAGAGGUAGCUUUUUGGCGGGAGCGUGCAUCCAUCAUGAAUGGUCUGAGUGAGCAACUCAAGCAGCCGGUAGUCUGCAAGAUCCUGGAGGUGCUGACCAAAGCAGAUGCAGGCAUUGUUCAGACCCUGGAAGGAACAGUUGUUGAACUCACGAAAUACAGCGCGGAGUCCGAUGAUAACUUACGCUUCCUCAGCACAAUGGAAAGACACUUCAUGAAUCUGGGUACUGUAGCAAAUUUGAAUGCACUCCUGGAGACCAUCCCUGAUUUGAUGUCCAGCCUGCAAAUUGUGUGGAUGAUUUCUAGCUACUACAACACAAAUGAGCGCAUGGUCCCUCUAAUGAAGCGUAUCGCCUGGCAGCUGUGUCAACGUGUGACUCAAGUAAUUGAUGUCCACACGCUAUUCAAAGAUAAGAGGGAAGUGGCCAAAUCCAAGGUGCAUGAUGCUAAGCAGGUCCUGGACCUGUGGAAGUCAUCCUACUUCCAAGUGCGUGCUGAACUUGAAAAAUCAGGCAGGAUUCACCGCUGGGAAUUUGACCGUAAGACACUGUUUGAGAGGACUGAUCACAUGGCUUCCGUCUGCCAGGACUAUUACAACAUUUUGCAGAUUUUGGAGGAGUUAUAUAAUAGCCUUGGUCCAGAGCUAAAAAAUGUGACCAGUGACCCAAAAGGCAUUGAUGAAGUUUUGUGCAGAGUGGAUAGUCUGGUUUUGCCGAUUGAAGACGUCAGUUUUGAUCCUUUCAACAUCUGUAAGAUGAGUAGCUGGAAAAUGAUCAUGCAAGACUUCAACACUACGGUUCAGGCUAUUGAGGGAGAGGCCAUCAACCUUGUUGACCAGUCUUUUAAGACACUGCACUCUUCAGCUGCUGCCCUUGACACGCUCCUGAAAUUCAAAAACAUCCGCUCCAGAGAGGCCAUCAACAACCAUUUGAUGAGAAAGUUUGAAGACAUCCUUGUUCAGUAUUGCAAAGAGGUGGACAGCGAAAGUGAAAUAUUUGAGGCAAAGAAGGACAAUCCACCACUAAAUAGGAACGAGCCUCCUGUUGGAGGAGCCAUCAGAUGGGCUCAAUCUAUUUUCCACCGCAUCAAACACACCAUCCUUCCCUUUCUGAAAGUGCCGGAGAUGCUGGAAAGUGAACGGUUCAAUGAGGCCAAGGGCAAGUACGUGGAAAUGUCAAUACGGAUCAAGAACUAUGAGGAGAAGAAGUACGAGUACUGGCUGGCUGAGACAGAAAGCAACUUGCCAUUGCUGAUGAAAAAACCCCUGUUGGUCAUGAUUACCAGUGAAAACCAAAUCCCGGCAGAACUGGAUGUCCCUCCAACUGAAAACAGGCUACAGAUGGGUGUGCGAUACAUUGUGAACUUUGCUCCAGAGAUCAACAAAAUCAUUUCGGAGACGAAACACCUGGCGUCACUUGGCUACUCUGUGUCUGACCUGGCUCAAAGUGUUGCUUUACAAGACCACAAAUUCAUCAGAUACGUGAAAGAUCUGAACAACGUUGUCAACUCCUACCACUCUGUAAUGGACAGCCUAAGUGAGACACUCUUCAUUAUGCUGGCCCAACAGAUCAAAGUGGUCAAAAAAGACAUGCAUUUUGGAUGCAAAAGACUCAACUGGAACUCUUUGGGCAUCCUCGACUUCAUCGAUCGAGGACUUCAGGCUGUCUCUAAGUUUGAGUUAGUUGUUAAAACGGUUCAUGAGAAUGAGAGGGCCAUUGAGUCAAAGUUGCAAUCCAUGGUGAUGGCCAACUUACUGAAAUAUCAAGUCCCCGACAAAUCAAACGACUUACCAAAGGUCAAGGAGUUCUGUGAACAUAUGGAAAGAGAGCGAACCAAGACUGUGAAUUUGCUGAGUAAGAAGUAUGCAGAAAUUGGACCCCUCAUCACUGAGACAGAGAAGUUGAUCACGGGAACCGGCAGUGGCAAAGCCAAAUGUAUGGCAGAUUAUUAUAUAUACUGGGAACGCAAGGUGCUAGACUCCCUUAUAAAGAUGGUGGUUCGGAACGCCCAGGCCUUCAACACGGUGCUGAGGGGAAGUAUCGCUCUUUUCCAAAUUGAUGUCAUCCUUUCUGCCCCGAAGAUUGUGUUGCAGCCCCAAAGCAAUGAGAUCUACUUGCUGAUCAUGCGGUGUAUCAGAGACUGUGUAGAGAGCACCAAGCAAUUUGUGCGUUGGAUGCAUGGGACCUGCAUUAUGUGCCCUCCCCAACAUGUGGGUGGUGAAGAUGAGGUGGUGACAUUUAGUUUCCACAGUGACGUGCAGCAGCAUCGUCAGAUAAAUGAGAGCGCCAUAACAGUGUCCCAGAACAUACAGCAGCUGCUCUUUUCUGUGGAUCAGUAUCUCGUCCACUGGAAACGCUAUGGGCCCCUUUGGGAAAAGAACAAAACCAUCAUCAAUGAAAGGUUUGCUGCAAGAAAACCAUCCUGUGUCAUGUAUGAUGAUAAGCUGCAGUUCCUUUCUCGUAUCAAUCAAGAGGUGAUGCUGGAGCCUCUGUUUAAGACUGAGCACAUCAUCCAUCUAAACUUGGAGCCUCUGGCUCACACGGUGCAGGAAGCUGCUGAGUCCUGGAUCAGUUCACUAGGUAGCCUGCUCAACAAGCCUGCCAAAGUGGAUCUCUUCAACUUGAGAGAUGAACUCAUGCAACUCUCUGGAAAGCUGAAAGAAAACCCGGACACUUUUGAUGACCUGAAGUCUAUCGUUGGCACCAUAUCAGACAUCAGGGACAUGUCAUUAGAUGUGGAGAUGAGAUUCAUUGAUAUUCAGGAAAGAUACAGAACAAUGGCCAUGUACAAAGUGGAGCUCGGAGAGGAUGAACGCGAGCUGGUGGCCAACAUUGACAAGAUGUGGAAUGACCUGUUUGCAGAAUCCAGACAAGUGGAUCGAAGUCUGACAGGUGUCAAGAAAUCCUAUACUCAGACUACAAAGGAGAAGAUUGAGGAGUUCAAGCAGGAAUUGUCUGUCUUUGCUGAAAGUUUCAACAUGCAUGGUCCUGGAGCUGUGGGAGAUGAUUUAGAGAAAGGACUGACUAUUAUGGAAACAUAUGAGGCAGACCUUGCCAAGAUAGUGGCAGGACGGCAUGAGCUAGCUAAUGUUGAGAAGCUGUUGGACCUACCAGUCACUGUGUACCCAGUGGUUGUUAGCAUACAGAAUGAGAUGAAGGGCUUGAGACAGAUCUAUGAUGUCUAUAAAGCUCAGAAGGAUGCAAAGACAGAGUGGUCUCAGACAUUGUGGGUGAAUUUAAACAUCCAGCUGCUAGAGGAGGGGGUCGAAGGUUUCAGCAAACGCUUGAGGCAGCUGCCCAAAGAUGUGCGGGCGUUACCUGCGGCCUUCUUCCUAGAAGGACGCAUGAAGGAGUUCAGAGAGUCUCUGCCUCUUCUGCUGGACCUGAAGAAUGAGGCCCUCAGAGACAGACACUGGAAGGAACUGAUGGAAAGGACCGGCUCUAGCUUUGAGAUGAACCCUGACAGCUUAACUCUGGAGAACAUGUUUGCAAUGGAGUUGCACAAAUAUGCAAACGUCAUAGGUGGCAUUGUCACCUCUGCUGUAAAAGAGCUCAUUAUUGAAAAGGGAGUGAAGAAGGUGGUUGAUACGUGGGAAAACAUGAAGUUCAGCGUGCUGCCCUAUUUCAAAGGCACCCAGAAACGUGGUUCUAUACUGGGCGCAGUGGACGAGAUCCUGCUGAGUGUGGACAACGAUGCCAUGAACCUACAGCGCAUGGUGGGAAGUCGUUUUGUUGGACCUUUCCUUGGCACCAUAAAGCAAUGGGAAAAGGACCUGUCCCUUAUCAGUGAGACUAUAGAGGUAUUGUUGCUAGUACAACGAAAACGGAUGUUCCUGGAGAACAUAUUCAUCGGCGGAGACAUUAACUCGCAGUUACCAGAGGAAGCCAAGAUAUUUGACAACAUUGACAAAAAGUUUAAAGAAAUAAUGAGUGACACAGUGAGGGGUCCAAACAUUAAGCGGUGUUGCCUGAUUCCCAACCGGCUAAGAGACCUGCAGGCCCUGAGUGAUGGUCUGGAGAGGUGCCAGAAGAGUCUCAAUGACUACCUGGACUCCAAGAGGAAUGCGUUUCCCCGCUUCUUCUUCAUCUCUGAUGAUGAACUGCUCAGCAUUCUGGGGAGUAAUGACCCUACCUGUGUUCAGGAGCACAUGAUCAAGAUGUAUGACAACAUAGCAUCUCUGAGGUUUGAUGUGGAAAGCAAUGGGGAGACAGUAGCUGGAGCCAUGGUGUCUGCUGAGGGUGAGGUGAUGGAGCUGAAGAAGCCCAUCCCGGUGGAGGGCAGGGUGGAGGAGUGGAUGACGGUAAUACUACAGGAGAUGAGGAAGACUAAUAAACGUAACACCAAGGAUGCGAUCUUCUACUACUGUAAAGACAUGAGCAGGGUGGAUUGGAUGUUGCUGUACCAGGGCAUGGUGGUGCUGGCAGCAAGCCAAGUGUGGUGGACCUGGGAGGUGGAAGAUGUCUUUAAAAAUGUGAAGAAAGGAGAGAAGCACGCACUGAAGAACUAUGCUGAGAAAAUGCACCAGCAGAUUGAUGAGCUGGUGACACGCAUUACACAACCCAUGAAGGAAAAUGACAGACGAAAGAUAAACACUGUGCUCAUCAUCGAUGUCCAUGCAAGAGACAUUGUAGACAACUUUCUAAACAACAGUAUAAUGGACGCUCAAGAGUUUGGGUGGGAAAGCCAACUCAGGUUCUACUGGGUCAAGGAACAUGACAACCUAUUUGUGCGUCAGUGCAGUGCUACGUUCCCUUACGGCUAUGAGUACAUGGGGUUGAACGGUCGAUUGGUUAUAACCCCACUGACAAACCGUAUCUACCUCACCCUCACACAGGCUCUCUCCAUGUACCUGGGUGGAGCUUCUGCUGGACCAGCUGGUACAGGAAAGACAGAGUCCACCAAAGAUCUGGCCAAGGCUUUAGGCCUGCUCUGUGUGGUUACUAACUGCAGUGAGGGCAUGGACUACAUGGCUGUGGGUAAGAUCCUCUCCGGCCUUGCCCAGUGUGGAGCGUGGGGCUGCUUUGAUGACUUCAAUCGAAUUGAUGCCUCAGUGUUGUCAGUUAUCGCCUCCCAAAUCCAGACAAUCCGCAAUGCUCUCAUUCUGCACCUUAAAAGGUUCCAUUUUGAAAGGCAAGAGAUCAGCCUGGACAGCCGCAUGGGGAUUUUCAUCACCAUGAACCCGGGGUAUGCAGGUCGCACAGAGCUGCCAGAAUCAGUCAAAGCCCUCUUCAGGCCUGUGGUGGUCAUUGUGCCUGACCUGCAGCAGAUUUGUGAGAUCAUGCUCUUGUCUGAGGGCUUCCUAAUGGCCACGGUGCUGGCAAAGAAGAUGACAGUACUGUAUAAGCUGGCACGUGAGCAGCUGUCAAAGCAGUCUCAUUAUGACUUUGGCCUGCGGGCUCUGAAGUCGGUCCUGGUGAUGGCAGGAGAGCUGAAGAGAGGUUCACCAGACCUCAGUGAGGAUGAGGUGUUGAUGCGUGCUCUGAGGGACAUGAAUCUGCCAAGAUUUGUAUUUGAGGACGUGCCCUUGUUCCUCGGGCUGAUCUCAGAUCUGUUCCCUGGGCUAGACUGCCCUCGUGUUUGCUAUCCCAACUUCAAUGAUGCUGUGGAAGAGAUCCUGGAAGAGAACAAAUAUGUCAUGCUGCCUAACCAGGUGGAUAAAGUAGUGCAGAUGUAUGAGACGAUGAUGACUAGACACACUGUUAUGGUUGUGGGCCCAACAGGUGGAGGGAAAUCAGUUGUGAUCAGCACAUUAUGUCAAGCUCAGACCAAAUUGGGAUUUCAAACCAAGAUGUUUCCCCUAAACCCUAAAGCCAUGAGUGUCAUUGAGCUUUACGGUGUUCUUGACCCCGACACUCGAGACUGGACUGAUGGGAUCUUAUCCAACAUCUUCCGUGACAUCAACAAGCCUACUGACAAAAAGGGGCGGAGGUACAUCCUGUUCGAUGGGGAUGUAGAUGCUCUGUGGGUCGAGAAUAUGAACUCAGUGAUGGAUGACAACAAGCUCCUCACUCUAGCCAAUGGAGAACGGAUCCAUUUACAGAGUCAGUGUGCCCUGCUGUUUGAGGUUGGAGAUCUGCAGUAUGCUUCCCCUGCUACUGUUUCCCGCUGUGGGAUGGUUUUUGUUGACCCCAAAAACCUGAGAUAUACCCCAUAUUGGCAGAGAUGGGUGAACAACAGACCUGACGGGGAACAAAAAGUGCUCAACAAACUGUUUGAGAAAUAUGUGCCCAGCUCUAUUGACAUGAUUGUAGAUGGUGUUGUUGAUGGCAAACAGGGCCAGAAACUGAAAACGGUUGUCCCUCAGACAGAUCUAAACAUGGUGACUCAGCUGUGCUUGACACUGGAUGCGCUGCUUGAGAGUGAGAGCAGCAGUGCUGAGGUCCUACAGUGUUACUUCCUGGAAGCACUGUACUGCUCGCUGGGGGCCACAUUGCUGGAGAGCGGUAGGAUGAAGUUUGACGAGUUCAUCAAAAGCCUUUCCGGCUUAACCACAGUGCAUGACGAGAACGCCGUGGCUGGACCUGGUGAGAUCCCAGGAUACCUCCCGACUCUGUAUGAUUUUCAUUUUGAUGGAACACAAGAGAAGUGGGUUCCCUGGAGUUCUCUGGUCACCAAAUAUAUCCACAACCCUGAGAUGAAGUUUGCUGAUAUUUUAGUGCCAACUAUCGACACUACGAGAGCCAGCUGGAUCCUGGAACAGAUGGUGAAGAUAAAGAGGCCAGUGCUUCUGGUCGGAGAGUCUGGCACGUCCAAGACUGCUACCAUUCAUAACUUCCUGAAGAACCUCAAUGCCGAUACAUGGAAUACUCUGAUCAUCAACUUCUCAUCCAGAACAACUUCAAUGGACCUGCAGAGGAACUUGGAGGCCAAUGUGGAGAAAAGGACCAAAGAGACUUAUGGGCCUACUAUGGGGAAAAGACUGCUGGUCUUUAUUGAUGACAUGAAUAUGCCAAAGGUGGAUCAUUACGGCACACAGCAGCCCAUCGCACUUCUGAAGCUGCUAUUGGACCGAGGAGGCAUAUAUGACAGAAGGAAGGAUCUUAACUACAAAAUCCUCAAGGACCUCGGGUUUAUUGCUGCCAUGGGAAAGGCAGGAGGUGGGAGGAAUGAGGUAGAUCCCCGCUUCAUCUCCAUCUUCAGUGUCUUCAGCGUCCCCUUCCCUGCAGCGGACUCCCUCCACCUUAUCUAUGCUUCCAUUAUCAAAGGCCACACCACAGCAUUUGAAGACGCCAUACAGAAGGUUUGUAAUAAACUCACCUGCUGCACACUGGAACUGUACAGCAAGAUCCUCAAAGAUUUGCCACCCACCCCCUCCAAGUUCCACUACAUCUUUAACCUGAGGGACCUGUCAAGAGUCUACAAUGGACUGACCCUCACCAAACCUGACAGGUUUUUGACUGUCACCCAAUUUUUGCGAGUCUGGAGAAAUGAGUGCCUGAGAAUCUUCCAUGACCGACUUAUUGAUGAAACUGACAAAGCCUUGCUCCAAGGCCACUUAAAGAACCUGAUUGAGGAGCAUUUCAAGUCAGACAUGGAGGCAGUCAUGAGGGACCCAAUUCUUUUUGGAGACUACAGGACAGCCCUCAGUGAGAUGGAACCACGGGUCUAUGAGGACAUACAGGACUAUGAUGUGUCAAAAGCCCUGUUUCAGGAAAUCCUAGAGGAAUACAAUGAGAACAAGUCGGGGAUGAACCUAGUACUGUUUGAUGAUGUUCUGGAACAUCUGACCCGUGUGCACCGCAUCAUCCGCAUUGAUCGUGGCCACGCACUGCUCGUCGGUGUGGGGGGCUCUGGCAAGCAGUCCCUCACCAGGCUCGCUGCCUUCGCUGCUGGCUGUGAGAUGUUCGAAAUAACCGUUAGCAGAGGAUACAGUGAGUCAAACUUCCGUGAUGACCUGAAAGCCCUGUACUUGAAGCUUGGCAUUGAAAAUAAGAAGACAGUGUUCCUCUUUACUGAUGCCCAUGUUGCUGAGGAAGGCUUCUUGGAACUCAUUAACAGCAUGCUCACCUCAGGGAUUGUUCCUGCAUUGUUCCCUGAUGAUGAGAAGGAGUCAGUUCUCAACCAGCUUCGUGAUGAGGCUCUUGCGAUGGGAGCAGGUCCCUCGAAGGAGAGUGUGUGGCAGUACUUUGUCAACAAGAGCGCCAACAAUCUACACAUUGUAUUAGGCAUGUCUCCAGCAGGUGACACCCUCAGGACACGCUGCAGGAACUUCCCAGGACUGAUGAACAACACUGUGAUAGACUGGUUCUUGCCAUGGCCUCCACAGGCAUUACUUGCAGUCGCUCAGGCUUUCCUAGGUGAAAGUUCAAUGAUUCCUAAGGCACACUCUGCAGCAGUGAUAGCUCAUGUGUGCAUGGUCCAUAGCUCUGUGGGUGACUAUAGCAAGCUAUUCCAGCAGAAACUUAGACGAUGCAACUAUGUUACUCCAAAGAACUACUUGGACUUCAUCAACACCUAUUUUAACCUUUUGGAGGAAAGGGAUCAAGAUAUUCUGGCUCAGUGCAAGCAUCUAGAAGGAGGUUUGGACAAACUGAAGGAGGCUAGUGAGCAGCUGGCUGAGCUGAAUGUCAAGCUAGCAGAGCAGAAGGUAUUCCUUGCUGAUAAGUCCACAGCCUGUGAGGCCCUGCUGAAUGAGAUUGGCACAAACACGACUGAAGCUGAGGCGAAAAAGACUCUGGCAGAAGACAAAGCCAAAGAGAUUGAAGAGCAGAACAAAGUAAUCACUGUGGAGCAGAAAGAAGCUGAAAGUUCUCUGGCUGAGGGCCUGCCGGCUUUAGAGGCAGCCCGCAGAACCCUGCAAGACCUGGAGAAAUCUGAUGUCGCAGAGAUCCGAUCUUUUGCCAAGCCACCCAAACAGGUGCAGGUGGUUUGUGAGUGCAUCCUGGUGAUACGUGGCUACAAGGAGAUCAAUUGGCAGUCAGCCAAGGGAAUGAUGUCAGAGGCUACCUUCCUGCGCUCGCUGAUGGAAAUGGACGUUGAUUCCAUAAAUACUAACCAGGUCAGGACUGUCAAAGGCUUCCUAAAGAACCUCCAGACAAGCUUUGAGGAGAUGCAAGCCAUAAAUAAGGCCGGUUCAGGAAUGCUCAAGUUUGUCGAAGCUGUCAUGGGUUACUGUGAGGUUGCAAGGUUGACAAAACCCAAGAGAGAGAAGGUUGCACUCCUAGAGAAGAACUUCUUUCAGAGUAAGAAGGAGCUGGAAUAUAUUCAGAGUGAGCUUAACGAUCUCCAAAUGGAGUUGCUCGCUCUUGGAGAGAAGUACCAAGCUGGUAUUGAGGAGAAACGGCUGCUAGAGGACGAGGCUGAGCUCAUGCAGAGGAGGCUGAUAGUUGCUGAAAAAAUCUCUGGCUUGAGCUCUGAGAGUGAACGAUGGACACAAAAUUUGGAGGGGUUGAAGCAGCGUCGAGUGCGUCUCCUGGGUGACUGCCUGAUAUCUGCUGCUUUCCUGAGCUAUGUAGGGGCCUUCAGUUGGGACUUCAGGAAUGAAAUGGUAUACCAAGUAUGGGUUAAGGAUGUGCAGGAUAGAGGCAUCCCCUUGAGCCAGCCUUUCAAAUUGGAAAGUCUUCUGACUGAUGAGGUAGAAAUCAGCAGAUGGGGCUCAGAGGGCUUGCCUCCAGAUGAACACUCAGUGCAGAAUGGAAUCCUCACAAGCAGGGGGAGCCGUUUUCCCAUAUGUAUUGACCCACAACAGCAAGCACUCAACUGGAUUAAGAAGAAGGAAGAAAACAAUAACCUCAAGAUCUCAUCUUUCAAUGAUCCAGACUUCCUGAACCAGCUAGAAUUGGCCAUUAAAUAUGGCUUCCCAUUCCUUUUACAAGAUGUGGAUGAGUACAUUGAUCCUGUGAUUGACAAUGUCCUGGAGAAGAACGUAAAAGGAACAGAGGGCAGACAGGUCCUCAUGCUGGGUGACAAGGAGGUGGACUACGAUCCCAACUUUAAACUGUACCUCAACUCUAAACAUGCUAACCCCAAAUACUCCCCGUCAGUGUUCGGAAAAGCCAUGGUCAUUAAUUAUACUGUGACUCUUAUGGGUCUGGAGGACCAGCUGCUGAGCCUUAUCAUGGGCUUUGAGAAGAAGGCGCUGGAGGAGCAGCGGGAGCAUUUGAUUGAAGAGACAAGCAACAAUAAGAAGCUGCUGAAGAAACACGGGGACUCCUUGCUCAGAGAGCUGUCCACAACUACAGGCAACAUGCUGGAUAACACAGAGCUGAUUUACACAUUGGAGGAGACAAAGGCAAAAGCCAGUGAGGUAUUUGAGAAACUACAGUUGCUCGAGAAGACAUCUUUGGCGAUUGAUCAACUCAGAGACAGCUACCGACCUGCUGCCAAGCGCGGUGCUAUCCUGUUCUUCGUACUGACAGAAAUGGCUCUGGUGAACAGCAUGUACCAGCACUCUCUAGCCUCCUAUCUGGAAGUGUUUGAGCUUUCACUGCGCAGAUCUCUGUUUGACUCUGACCUGCUCAAAAGACUGAAUAACAUCAUGAACACUCUGACAUACAGUGUUUAUAACUACGGCUGCACAGGUCUGUUUGAGAGACACAAGCUGCUGUUUUCCUUCAACAUGACCAUCAAGAUUGAGCAGACGAAGGGGAGGUCACCUCAGGAGGAGUUGGAGUUCUUUAUCAAGGGUAAUCUAUCCCUGGAAAAGAGCACUCGUAAAAAGCCCUGUGACUGGCUUGCAGACCAGGGCUGGGAGGACAUAGUGAAACUAGCAGAGCUCUUUCCUGAGCAGUUUGGCUCUCUGCCGGAUGAUGUGGAGAAAGAUCCCACUGACUGGAAGUCUUGGUAUGACUUAGAUGGACCAGAACAGGCUCAAGUCCCCAUGAAAUAUGAGGAGACCCUGUCGGCCUUUCAGAAGCUGCUGUUGCUGCGCUGCUUCCGUGUUGAUAGAAUCUACAGAGCUGUGACUGACUACAUCACUGUCACCAUGGGCGAGAAAUAUGUGCAGCCCCCUGUGAUCAGCUUUGAUGAAAUUUAUAAUCAGAGCACACCGUCCUCCCCCAUUGUCUUCAUCAUGAGUCCUGGCUCCGAUCCAACCGCUGACCUCGUGAAACUAGCCGAGAGGGCAGGCUUUGGAGACAGCAAGUUCAGGUUCAAGUCCCUUGCUAUGGGUCAAGGCCAAGAAAAGGUGGCACUGCAUUUGCUGGAGGUGGCGCGAUCCCGUGGUCAGUGGUUGUUGCUGCAGAACUGCCACCUGACGGUACAGUGGCUGAAGGAACUGGAGAAGUCCUUAGAGAAGAUCAUUAACACCAACCCCAAAUUCCGCUUGUGGAUCACCACCAACCCCAUUAAGGAUUUCCCCAUUGGCCUACUGCAAAAGUCUCUGAAGGUAGUGACAGAGCUUCCCAACGGUCUCAAGCUGAACAUAAGAGCCACAUACUCUAAAAUCUCCCAGAAGACCUUGGAUGAAUGCCCUCACCCUGCCUUCAGAAGCCUGGUAUAUGUGCUGGCCUUCUUUCAUGCUGUGGUGCAAGAAAGACGCAAGUACGACAAGAUUGGCUGGAACGUCCUCUGUGACUUCAAUGAGUCUGACUUCUUCGUGAGCAUGGAGAUCCUGAAGACCUACCUGACCAAAGCUCACAACCAAGGAGGAAGCCUUAUUCCCUGGGGAAGUCUUAAAUACCUUAUUGGGGAGGUGAUGUAUGGUGGGCGAGCCAUAGAUAGCUUUGACCGCAGGAUCCUGACAGUCUACAUGAAUGAGUACCUUGGAGACUUCCUCUUCUACACCUUUCAGCAAUUCCACUUCUUCAGCAACAAGGACGUCGAUUACAAGCUCCCACCAACUGGACCCAAGGGAGUCUAUGUUGAUGAGAUUGAGAUGCAGCCACUGGUGAACACAGCAGAGGUAUUGGGUCUUCAUUCCAAUGCAGAGAUAGGAUACUACACACAGGCAGCUAAAGACAUGUGGACUCACCUAAGAGACCUGCAUCCUCAGACAGGUGAAUCUGCUGGAAGCAUCAGUAGGGAUGAGGUCAUCAGCCAGGUGGCCCAGGACAUUCAGAACAAGCUGCCCAAGUUAUUCGACCUAGACGUGAUCUGUAAAAAGCUUGGGUCUGACAUUUCCCCGACCUCAGUGGUGCUGCUUCAAGAACUGGAGCGCUUCAACAAGCUAGUGGUCCGCAUGCAGCGCUCUCUGGCUGAGCUGCAGAGGGCCUUGGCUGGUGAGGUGGGAAUGAGCAGUGAGUUGGAUGAGGUUGCUCGGGCACUUUUUAAUGGUCACAUCCCUGCCAUUUGGAAGAAGUUGGCCCCUGAAACUCUUAAGUCUCUCAGCAACUGGAUGAGCCAUUUCAAGAGGCGUUAUGAGCAGUAUAGCUACUGGGUGGAUGAGGGAGAGCCAAAGGUUAUGUGGCUAUCAGGACUCCAUAUCCCAGAGUCCUACCUGAAUGCCGUGGUCCAGGCUGCAUGCAGGGAAAAUGGUUGGCCUCUAGAACUUUCCACACUGCACACACAGGUGACCCAGUACCGCAGUGAGGAUGAAGUCAGUGACGGACCUGGACAGGGCUGCUUUGUGUCCGGCCUGUAUCUGGAGGGGGCGGACUGGGACACGGAGAAGGGCUGCCUGGUGAGGAGUACACCAAAGGUUCUGGUAGUUGAACUACCUAUUCUCAGAGUCAUCCCCAUAGAGGCACACCGCCUGAUUCUAAAGAAUACGAUACGGACACCAGUCUACACCACAUCUCUGCAUAGGAAUGCAAUGGGUGUGGGGUUGGUGUUUGAGGCAGACCUGAGCACCACUAUCCACAUCUCCCACUGGGUGCUCCAGGGAGUCUGUUUGUCCCUCAACGCUGACUAAAGACAGCCCUCAGCCUAACCGAGCUGGUUAGCUUUCACACAAUCUGUUCCAGCAUGUUGAUUGAUAACAUUGAUUUAUGCUUUUUUAGAAAGAUAAACAAAACUUUUAGUACCUCUGAUUAAUGGGUACAUUACAGGAAGCCAAAUAAGUUGUGAUGAAAGAUUGCACAUAUGUUUUAAAAAUAAAGGAAACU
This is a messenger RNA of Anarrhichthys ocellatus (wolf-eel), 14548 nucleotides long. It is a transcript of the gene dnah10, whose product is annotated as dynein axonemal heavy chain 10. Gene Ontology annotation, cellular component: dynein complex. Gene Ontology annotation, molecular function: minus-end-directed microtubule motor activity; ATP binding; dynein light intermediate chain binding. Gene Ontology annotation, biological process: microtubule-based movement. The record is from RefSeq and is a predicted model, not a curated record. The transcript is spliced from 77 exons. Lineage: Eukaryota; Metazoa; Chordata; Actinopteri; Perciformes; Anarhichadidae. Bases 628 to 14355 code for a protein of 4575 amino acids.